Messenger RNA from Drepanopeziza brunnea f. sp. 'multigermtubi' MB_m1, 918 nucleotides. RefSeq lists its product as uncharacterized. Gene Ontology annotation, cellular component: mitochondrion. The record is from RefSeq and is a predicted model, not a curated record. Gene Ontology annotation, molecular function: omega-amidase activity. Lineage: Eukaryota; Fungi; Ascomycota; Leotiomycetes; Helotiales; Drepanopezizaceae. Gene Ontology annotation, biological process: L-glutamine metabolic process; oxaloacetate metabolic process.
AUGUCGAACCUCUUGAAGAAACCAGUCAAGCUCGCCUUGGUGCAACUCGCCUCCGGCGCAGACAAAAGCCAGAACCUUGCGCAUGCCCGAGAAAAGGUCCUUUCUGCUGCAUCUGCUGGCGCCAAUAUUAUCGUGCUGCCAGAAUGCUUCAAUUCGCCAUACGGAUGCGACUAUUUCUCCUCAUACGCUGAGACGCUUCUGCCCCCCCCACCCACGAAGGAGCAGUCACCCUCAUUCCAUGCCUUAUCUACCAUGGCCGCGGACGCGAAGACAUAUCUGGUUGGAGGAUCGAUUCCCGAACUGGACACGGCCACAAAGAAAUACUAUAACACAUCUUUGACGUUCUCACCGGAAGGGACGCUGCUGGCUACACAUCGAAAGAUACACCUAUUCGAUAUCGAUAUCCCAGGCAAGAUUAAGUUCAAGGAAUCAGAAGUCUUGUCUCCUGGAAACAAGGUUACCAUCGUUGAUCUGCCAGAGUAUGGAAAGAUUGCCGUAGCCAUCUGCUAUGAUAUCCGGUUCCCGGAGCUUGCUAUGAUAGCCGCGAGGAAAGGGUGCUUUGCAUUGAUUUACCCGGGGGCUUUUAACACGACGACUGGACCAUUGCACUGGAAGCUUCAAGGGCAGGCGAGGGCCCUGGACAACCAACUCUACGUCGCGUUGUGCAGCCCGGCGAGGGAUGUGAAUGCUAGCUACCAUGCCUGGGGCCACAGCCUGAUUUGCGAUCCGAUGGCGGCGGUGAUGGUCGAGGCCGGAGAAUCGGAAGAGACCGUCUUCUCGCUUCUGGACGGGGCCAAAAUUGGGGAGGCCCGAGAGGGCAUCCCUAUCUACAGACAGAGAAGAUUCGACGUCUACCCCGAUGUUGCCACGGGCACUGCAACAUUUGAGGACGAGGGACGAGCGCAGAGACUGGGAUGA